This is a messenger RNA of Rosa rugosa (rugosa rose), 1688 nucleotides long. RefSeq names its product pentatricopeptide repeat-containing protein At4g21065-like. Gene Ontology annotation, molecular function: RNA binding; protein binding. Gene Ontology annotation, biological process: RNA modification. The record is from RefSeq and is a predicted model, not a curated record. The coding region runs from base 106 to 1494 and encodes 462 amino acids. The transcript has a single exon. NCBI's taxonomy places the organism in Eukaryota, Viridiplantae, Streptophyta, Magnoliopsida, Rosales, Rosaceae.
UUGAAGAUCGUGGUCCAUUUAACCGCCUUAACGCGCCAAAAUCAAUUUUGGCAAACCCAAAAUGCUCCCACCUCUCUUCUUCUUCUUCUUCCUUUCCCACCAACAAUGCGCAGCAACAUAUUUCACAAGGCACAAAGGGUCAUGACCCUUUUCAAGCAGUGCACCACCAUGAAAGAGGUCAAGCAACUCCAUGCCCAUAUAACCCACACCGGGCUCGAUCAAACCCUCUGUGUUCUCGGCAAGGUCAUCUCAUUUUGCGCGGUUUCGGACCUCGGAGACAUGGACUAUGCGGUCUCUGUGUUCAGCUGCAUUGAAAGCCCAGAUGGGUUUUUAUGGAACACCAUGAUUAGAGGGUUUGGGAAGACUGAUAAGCCCGAAAGGGCGUUUGAGUUUUGUAAGAGAAUGCAGGAGAAAGGAAAUGUAGCCGACAAUUUUACCCUCUCGUUCUUGCUCAAGGUUUCUGGGAAAUUGGGAUCGGAUAUAUUGGGGAAGCAGAUACAUUGUACUACUGUGAAAUAUGGGUUUGAUUCUAAUGUGUUUGUGAGGAACACCCUAAUCCAUAUGUAUGGUAUGUUUGGGGAUGCAAAAACUGCUCUCCACCUGUUCGAUGAAAUGCCUAGCCCAGAUUUAGUAUCGUGGAAUACCAUUAUUGAUAGUCAUGUGAAUUGCGGAAAGCGCAACGAAGCGCUAGAUUUGUUCUUGAGGAUGAUGGAUAGGGGUGUAGAGCCUGACGAGGCCACUGUGGUUGUGACCCUCUCGGCAUGUUCUACAUUGGGUGCUUUAGAUUUUGGGAGGUGGGUACAUUGUUUGGUUGAUCAUACGGAUCUUGGCAACGUUGUGACGGUGUCUAAUUCGUUAAUUGACAUGUAUGCGAAAUGUGGAGCUGUUGAAGAGGCGUAUGAUGCUUUUAAUAAGAUGAAGGGGAAGAAGAACAUAGUAUCUUGGAACACGAUGAUUCUCGGGCUUGCGACGCAUGGUCAUGCGGACAAAUCUUUGGAACUGUUCUUGAAAAUGUUGGAGGAGAAGCUUGAGAGACCGGAUGGUGUUACUUUCUUGGGAGUUCUGUGUGCUUGUAGUCAUGGAGGGAUGGUUGAUGAAGGAAGAAGAUAUUUCAAAAUUAUGACCAAAGACUAUCAGAUUCAACCAACAGUGAAGCACUACGGAUGCAUGGUUGAUAUGUUGGGGCGAGCUGGGUUUGUGGAGGAGGCUUAUAGGUUGAUAAGGAGCAUGCCGGUGAAGUGUAAUGCCAUUGUAUGGAGGACAUUGUUGUCGGCGUGUCAGGUGCACGGUGAGGUCGAGCUUGGAGAGAAGGUCAGGAGUCAUCUUUUGGAGUUGGAUUCAGAUCAUAGCAGCGAUUAUGUGCUUCUGGCUAACAUGUAUGCAAGUUUAGGCCAGUGGAACGAAGCUAUGAGAGUAAGAAGAUCAAUGCAGUACAGGGGAGUUGAGAAACUUGAGCCUGGUAAUAGCUUGGUUGGCGCAGAUCUUCAUAACUGAAGCCUAUUCUUAAGAUAUGUUUACCAGUUCAUAAUUUUAGAACCAUAUCAAAAUAUUGUUGCCUGUGAUAAUUUUACUCAGAAAGCAUACUCUGUAAAUUUUAGAGAUCAGUAGAUCAGAAUAUGACAUGAUAUUCAAGGACUAGUUUAAAGUCGUUGAUCAUUGUAUACAAUUACAUCUAAAGUUUUUUUUUU